GUUGUCAACUCUCUCGGUUCGGUUUUAGCUUGUGGUAGCAGUAUAAAAUGGUACAUUUUAGCGCACAACAUGGUAACUCGCAUAUUCUAAAAUUAAAUUAGUCCAAUAAUAUGUCGACAGGCGUUUACAGAUAUAACUGGCAGAAUCAAUGCUAGCCAGCUGCCAUCUCGUUGAUUAGCUGGAAGACGUUUAGCCGUUCAGCUUUACUGUUGUUGUGAAAUCAUGCCGCAGAUUUCAGUCAACUACAUUUUACUAUGCGGACAGUUCUUGUUGUUUUUUACAGUGCUGCUUUUACAGUGUCUAGAAGGGAUUCACUCACAAAACUCAACCGAGCCACCCGGAAACAGGGUAACGACUAGCAAACCAGUUCUGUUCAGCGAACAACCGGAGGAAAAUGUGACGGAGAGUGGUAGCGUUAUUCCUACCGAAACAUCAAACCACACGGAGCAGUACGAGUAUAACCCUCCGUCACCUGUCGUGCUCUGUCGAUACCUACCGGAGGAAUUCAUAUUCUGUCAAGAUCCAGUUGAUCACGGUGGAAAUGUGUCUGCCUUUCAGGAACUGGGUUAUGGGUGCGUAAAGUUUGGUGGUCAAGUGUACAAAGAUGUGAACCAUACCCAGGUGUUAUGCACAGCACUUGAUGGCAUUGAGUGUGCUGGACCACGAGAGUUUCUCAGAGGCAAUGAACCAUGCAUUAAAUACACAGGACACUACUUCAUCACCACUCUACUGUACUCCUUUUUCCUGGGAUGUUUCGGCGUCGAUCGUUUCUGUCUCGGACAUACUGGGACUGCGGUGGGAAAACUACUAACCCUGGGUGGUCUUGGCAUCUGGUGGUUUGUGGACCUGAUUCUCCUGAUAACAGGUGGACUGACUCCCAGUGACAGCAGCAACUGGUGCACUUUCUACUGACAUAAAGGUGGCUGUCUUUCAUACACUUUUCAUAAAUACACUGUAUGCAUGUGGACUUACAUAGGCCUCAUUUGCCAUUGUUAGCUGUAAAAUACUGUUCUUUCAGGUUUCUUUUGUAAAGUGUUUAUUUGAAGCUGUGUUGUAAAUAAAUAUUGUCUCUUAAUCAGUAA
Danio rerio (zebrafish) is the source of this 1082-nucleotide messenger RNA. It is a transcript of the gene tm2d2, whose product is annotated as TM2 domain containing 2. Gene Ontology annotation, biological process: G protein-coupled receptor signaling pathway. Gene Ontology annotation, cellular component: membrane. Lineage: Eukaryota; Metazoa; Chordata; Actinopteri; Cypriniformes; Danionidae. The record is from RefSeq and is marked provisional.